This is a messenger RNA of Cuscuta epithymum, 1571 nucleotides long. NCBI's taxonomy places the organism in Eukaryota, Viridiplantae, Streptophyta, Magnoliopsida, Solanales, Convolvulaceae. The record is from the annotation of a GenBank genome assembly.
GUUCAGUACGAUUCAAUUUUUAGAGAAAAACGGGAAGAGGUGAAUUUGUAUUCAAAAGAUUUCAAAAAAAGAAAAGAAUUGAAAAGAAAGAAGGGAAUGACAAGGAAAAGAAAAACCGGGCGGGCACUUGUUUUAAUACGGCACAGAAAGUACAGCAUUUGGGCACGGGAGUCUUCCCUUUCCUCUGCCCUCUUCUCUCUCUCCCAUUCAAUUCAAUGCUUUACCGAACGCAAUUGUUUCCCCCCCCCUUUUCCUCUCUCCUCUCUCAAGGCACACCCACCUUAUCCCUUCUCUUUCGCUUUAUCAUUUAACGCUUUAAUUUCACUUUGUUUUGGCAAUGUUGGGCAGGCCAUGGAGUGCGCGUUCAAGAGCUGUAUCCGGACGGAGUCUGCCCCAAAGACGACAAACAACCUGGAUAGCGAAUUCUCAGUUGGCGGCGGCGGCGGCGGCGGAGUCGUUUCAGGCGACGAUUUCUUCGUCGACGACCUCCUUGACUUGUCUAAUGGAUUUCCUGAGGAAUACGAAGAGAGGGUGAAAAUGGAGCCUGAAAUUCAGCCAGCUCCACUUGUUAAGCCCGAAAUUGAAGAAGAAGAAGAAGAAGCUAAAGCUGCUGUUACUACCUUUUCUCCCAUUGAAGAUUUUCCUUGUCUUCCCGGCGGCGAGCAACAAACUCCGGCGGAUAAUUUGGAUAAUCUGGAAUGGUUGUCUCAUUUUGCGGAAGACUCGUUCCCUGGCUACUCGCUGACUCACCCACCCGGGAAGCAGACUGACCUUCCGGUUCGAGAGAAGCCCAGCCUUAAGACUCCGGUUCAGACCAAGGCCAGAAGCAAACGUGCCCGGACCGGCGUCCGCGUCUGGCUGAGCGGCUCGCAGUCGCUAACCGAGUCUUCCACCUCCUCGUCUUCCACCACCGUCUCAUCUUCGCCGCCGCGCUCUUAUUAUGCAUACCCGAAUCCGGGCCAGACCGCCGAGUGGCUUGUAGGGGGGAUGCCGCCUGCGAAGAAACAGAGGAAGAGGGCGGCGCAGCCCGGCGGCGGCGGAGAGGCUCAUCACCUGCAGCCGCAGUCCAGGCGGUGCAACCAUUGCGGCGUGCAGAAGACGCCGCAGUGGCGGGCGGGGCCGCAGGGAGCGAAGACUCUGUGCAACGCGUGUGGCGUGAGGUACAAGUCCGGGCGCCUUCUGCCGGAGUACCGGCCGGCGUGCAGUCCCACGUUCUCAAGCCAGCUGCACUCGAACAACCACCGGAAAGUGCUGGAGAUGCGGCGGAAGAAGGAAUCGGAAACCGCGGCCGUCCAGAGUUUUUGAAAUUCCUCCUAUAUGGUUUAAAAAUCAAAUCAAAGCUUUAGGUAAUUAGGUGAGUGGGUAGUAAUUAGGCGUAGGAAGAGUUAGGGAGAAAGAAAGGGAAAAGAAACUUUGUUUGUUUUAUUAGAGGAGUUUAGUUUAGUGUACAUUUUUCUUUACCUAGGGAUGGGUCCCUGGCCCUGGUUGGUGCGGUAGGUCUCAUUUGAGAGAUGACUUUAAUGUAAUGUAAUGUAAUUUUCCAUUUCAAACCAUUUCUCUCUUUAUUGAAA